UAGAUUACCGAGAUUGAAAAGAAACAAAAGAAAGGAAAAGAAAAAGAAAUGGAAGAUCCUAAUUAUCAAAAUAACAAGAGCAAGAGUCUUGUUACAAAAGGCACAGCUCCAUUUUUGUUGAAAACUUAUGCUUUAUUAGAAGAAGCUGAAGAAGGAGGAGGAGGAGGAGAAAAAGAAUACAAGAAAAUAGUUUCAUGGAAUGAUGAAGGAAACGGAUUCAUAGUUUGGUCGCCUACGGAUUUCUCGGAUUUAACUUUGCCCAGAUAUUUCAAGCACAACAAUUUUUCUAGCUUCAUUCGCCAACUUAAUACAUAUGGUUUUAAGAAAACAUCAUCAAAAAGAUGGGAAUUCAAGCAUGAGAAAUUCAAGAGAGGAUAUGAGCAUAUGUUAGUGGAGAUAACAAGGAAGAAAAGUGAGGCAACCACUGCAUUUUUGAAGUCUAAUUGUGGUGAUGAAGAUAAUAUGAUGAUGAAGAAUGGGAAUCAACAAACAUUGAUGGAAGAAAACGAGAAUUUAAGGAAAGAAAAAAUGGAAUUGGAGACCCAAAUUGCUCAAUUCAAAGCCCUAGAAAUCAAGUUGUUGGAUUGCAUUGCUCAACAUAUGGGACCAAAAUGAUUUUCACAACCAAAGGAAGUUGCUUUAGCUUUAAUGGUAGAUGGGUGAAUUUGGUGGUUCUUGUUCAUGGGUGCUUGAGAAAAAAAAUUGUUAAGGUUUUUUUGUUGAGAUCUCAAUUAUCAGGGUUUAAACUCUGUUGAUGUAAUUCUUUUUCUCCAAUUUGUAAGUUGAUAUUGUAUAAGAAAAUUUUAUUUAGGCCGAAAAAAAUAUUAUUUAAGUGGAUUAGGUCAUGGUUGGAUGAAA
Molecule: messenger RNA, 858 nt
Organism: Gossypium arboreum
Lineage: Eukaryota; Viridiplantae; Streptophyta; Magnoliopsida; Malvales; Malvaceae
Product: heat stress transcription factor B-2a-like
Exons: 2
Coding region: 49-615 (188 amino acids)
Biological process (GO): regulation of transcription by RNA polymerase II
Cellular component (GO): nucleus
Molecular function (GO): RNA polymerase II cis-regulatory region sequence-specific DNA binding; DNA-binding transcription factor activity
Source: RefSeq, a predicted model, not a curated record